UUCUGAUUGAAGAAUCUGGUUAUUGAUUACAAACUUCAAGCGGUUGCGGAUAAUUUGCGUAAUCGAUCAGGAGAACAGAGGCACCGAGUUCCAACUGUCUAAACAGAGAUGAGUUGAGGAUCGAUUACGAUGUUGUGUCGCGUUUCGGCCGUGGUGGCCUCCUUUUUGGUUCACCAGCUACACUUUUUGUGUGCCGCCGGUUCGCUAGGUGCUAAGCCGUUUCCUGGACUGGAAAACCUGCCGAGGUCGUUCUGGCAUGAGCUCAGUUCGCCUUUUACCGAGGUAUACGAGGUGGAAAGUUUGGCGACAGAAACUGGCGGCACCCCGGAACCCAGGCCUUUUUUCGAAGAUCCAGAGAGCAACAUUACUGUACAGCUCGGUGCCAAAGUGUAUAUGCACUGUAGAGUACAAAACCUGCAGGAAACUCUUAAGGUGUCUUGGGUCCGCAGACGCGGAGACGAACUCCAUUUGCUCACAAUUGGGCAGGAGACGUACGCGAGCGACUCAAGAUUCUCCCUCGCGCUGGAGAAACCGAACGAUUGGAGGCUAGUUUUACUCUCGGCUACCGAACACGACGGCGGCCUGUACGAGUGUCAAGUCAGCGCCCAUCCUCCAUUAAUCAGAACUGUCUAUCUGACUGUGUCCGUUCCGAAGGUGGAAAUCGUGGACGAGCACGGUGCCACGGCCGGUGACAAAUUUUACAAAGCGGGCAGCACGAUAGAGUUGAAGUGUGUGGUCAGCAAUAUACCGCAGCCCACCGGAUACGUUACGUGGCGGCAUGGAUCUCGAACGCUGAAUUACGACACUACUCGCGGAGGAAUCAGCGUGAAAACGGACAUGGGCAGUAGCGGCGCGAUAUCCAGGCUCUACAUCGCGAACGCGAACAAAAAGGACAGCGGGAACUACAGCUGCGCCCUGGCGGAUGUCGCGGCGGCCACCACGGUUUCCGUCCAUGUGCUGAAUGGUAUGUUUGAACCUGUGUUCCGUUAUCGUUAG
This is a messenger RNA of Nomia melanderi (Alkali bee), 996 nucleotides long. The record is from RefSeq and is a predicted model, not a curated record. Lineage: Eukaryota; Metazoa; Arthropoda; Insecta; Hymenoptera; Halictidae.